AUGGCUCUCAUGGCGGGCUGUUAUUCAUUUCGAGGCUCGUAUCCCAUGGUCAAGGCGUGCGCCUCUUCCUCGGCUUCUUCUUCUUCUUCUUCUUCGUCCUCUUCGAAAGGUAUGGCUGACCACUGUGGGGUGGGGAGUCCAAUCCUAUCCAUCUCAGCUGGUGAAUUUGCUUUCUGCGCUCGUAUCUCCGUUCCUCUCGCCGGAGCUACUGGUUUGGGAAGCCUCGAGUUAUGAUUUAUCUUUUUUUAUUUUGGCAGAUAGGAGAUCGGAUACGGUGAAACUGAGGGACGAUUGGAGGAACCGAUCGCGGCCUAUUCCUCCCGGCGGUGUCUACCCUGCCAAAGAUCACUGCAGGUAUUGUUUAAGAUGAAUGGAAAGAAAAAUAAAGAUCAUUCUGUUUCUUCAUUUCACUCUCUUUUAAUUACCAGUGAUGCUUCUUUCCUGGUUCGUUAUAACGACGAACAGUGCGGUUUAUGUGGCACAUGCUUUGUCUCUCCUGCAGCCAAUGUGGUUUAUGUGACACGUACUACAUCGCACAUGUGAAGAAUGCUUGCGCCUUCUUGGGCGAUGGGAUGUCAAGAAUAGAAGUGAGUCUUUGAUGUGUUAUUGUCAAAAUUUGGCAAGUAGCUCGUUUGCUAUUAAAUGAACGCGAAAGAUGUUGGAAAAUUUUAUGUUUCUUCCUGGUCAUCUGAACGUAUACAUCGAAAGUUAUUUCUGUCUGUCUCUCUCUCUUUUCUAUCGAGGAGAAAUGGACCGUACCAAAUCAAUUGAUUGUUUCAUAUAAAUUGGAAACCCCACGCUCAUACUGUCUAUUCUUAUUCUGCGCCUAAUACACUGAUCAUACAAAAGGUGCAUGUUUCCUCCACAAAAUCCCAUUGGCCUUGGCUCAGAGAGAAGAAACUAUACAGAAUCCAACUAAUUCUUCAAUACACUAUAGUUACUUUCUCCUCUAACCGCCCUUAAUGUAAUUGGGGAAGUGGAUACCACUCCUUGCAAUCAUCCUCUAUUGGAUAACUCCAAUUCCAAUUAAGCUUUUUAGUGUCCCCCAUCUGGCAUGCACUUUCUGGAAAAUCUUGUGCCAAGUGGCAUUGGAAGGUUGCACUUAAGUUAGUUAGAACGUAGUCUCUUUAUCUUUGAAAUAAUGUCAUUCUAAUUUCUUCUGUAAUAUCAUGUGACUUGUUCUAAGUCAUUAGACUAAUAUGAUACCAUCUUCUGCAACAUGAUUUUCAUCUUGAGUAUGAUUCCAGGAUGCAACAUGAUUUGGCCUUGGGAAGUGGGCAAUCAUGUGUACUAAUUUAAUUGCCAAUUUAAAUCUUCCAAAUUUCUCCAUGACCACAACUAGGAGCUCGCUUUUAUACAAAACUCCAUUUGGCAUAGAAAAUAGCCAGUUAGGAGUCAAAUAGUCUAAUUGCUUUUUUAAUAGUGAACGAUGGAAAACCAAUGCUUUUAAAAUAUGAACUUUAAUAUUAAAAAUGAUAUAAAUUUUUCAGAGCUUUUUUGGUCCUAGAGCAGAUAAAUAUCCUUUUAGACUUGGGUUUGAGGCCAUUCAAUUAAUCCAUUAACACUGACUUGUUGACAAUCUAUCGCUGCCCAUCUUUCAUUCUAUAUGGUUGAUUCUCAAGUGAAAGUAAUUCAAAAUCUGCAUUACACAAAAUUAUCAAUUUUGGUUCACCAAUCCUACCUUAAUUUUGAGUUGAUAGUGCAUAUGUUUCCACUUAACUUCAGGCUGAAUUUAUCAAAGUGGUGUAAAGUUGGUCUCAAGUUCAGUUUUGAUAAUCAAUAUUCUUUUAAUCUUAAUGUGAGAUCCACCUUUGCAUGAGCCUAAAUUUUCUUUUAGGACUUUUGGGUUUUGUUCAACUGGAAAGUUGAAUACACCCAUGUCAAAAUUUGAACUUUUAGCUGAAUCAAAUCCAAUUCACUUAUCAAGCCAAUAAAAGGAUAUUCAUUGCUUUUCAGAUUAAUUGUUUAUUUUUUUGGUCUUAUUCGCUCAACAAAGAACCAUUGUCAUGAUAGACAUUUAAAUGCCCUUAAAACAUAUAUUUCCCUUGUUUUAUUGUUAGUAGGAUCUGGAAUCAAAGGUUCAUGGAAGAGGUAGAAAUGCGGGAACUGAUGAAUUGCAUUUUGGUGUACAUGAAGAAUUGCUCUAUGCCCGCAAAACUAAACCAGUAGAAGGUAAUGAUACCAGGAAUUUACUUUCUCAAUCUUUUGAAGAGCCUCAUUCAUAAUCUUUAAUAACUGUCAAACAUUUACUCUGUUUAGCACAGGGGCAAAGAUUUUACCUCAUAAAAUAUGAUGAACAUGUGUGCUACAGAUACACCUUCACUGCCUUCUCCCCGCAUAUACUGAUGACAAUUUUUCUUAAUCUGAUACUGUAUUUUGCUACGAAUAAAACUACUUACGAUAUUCAUUAUCCUUCGUCAGUUAUGCAGCAGUCUUCUGAAUUAUGGGCUGCCGAGUGCAUCUCUGUUGCUUCCAAUGGUAAUUAUAAAUAAUGGCGGUUAGAUACUCUGAGACAGGUGUCAUCAACUCAAAACGGUAGCUUGUACACUCGUCAGAUAGGAAAUGUUGGAAAAAUGUAGCAUCAAAGAAGGAAAUUUUGAGGGUGAUAUAUACAGUCUUGGACAACUGUUGCUUGGGCAGCAUAGUUUUCAUUGUCUUGAAGUCCAAAUAAUUGAAAAUCCUGAGGACAUUAGGCUUCUCUAAUAGCAUGUGAACCCAAAGGCAGAAUAUUGGUUCUAUAAAUUUGAGUUUGCUUCCUUGUAUGAUUUAGCUUCCUGUUUUUCUUUGAGUACUUUAUCGUAAUUAAAAUCACUAGAUAUCUCCUUUGUUUCAUUGUCUUGAAUGCAUUUGCAUGGCAUAAAUAUAUGCGUUGAUUAAUGUUGUAUCGUGUGGAUUCUGUCCAAAUAUAGGAGCACAGUGGACUGGCAUCGUAACAACCGUUGCAGUGGAAAUGCUGAAGAAAAACCUAGUGGAUGCUGUGAUUUGUGUGCAAAGGCAAAUAACUAAUUGUUGAAAAAUGUAUACCUUCUCAGUCACCGAUUGAUUUGACAAACUAAUGGUUGAGUUGCGUUCUUGCAGCAAUCCAGAUGAUAGACUUGCUCCAAAACCUGUUUUGGCCAGGUUUGUGAUAUUCUUGCAAUUUAGUUUCAAAAGUGACGUGUGUAUAAAUAUGUGUAAGUAGACAUAUGAUUACACAUCUGUGUGUGUUUAUACGUUGCCUGAGAAAUGGUUUGCAAAACUUUAUCUUAAAAAUGUUUUGAUUUACAGAUAUUUUUACUUGUUUCUGGAGAGGCUGGAGAAUUAAUCUUCUUUGCGUGUUUAGAGUUUUUGAAUCUCUGACAUUAUUUUAUGCCAGGACACCCGAAGAAGUUUUUGCUGCCAGAGGUGUUAAACCAACAUUAUCUCCCAAUCUUAACACCCUUGCUUUGGUUGAGGUAACUCCACAUUUCUUUUUUAUUGACAUGAACUAUAAGUUGAACCCUUUUCUCCCAUCCUUUAUUUACGCGGCUUCCAGACAAUUUUUGUGUUAACGUUGUUUGUCAUGCAAGUAGUGGUAUUAGAGAAGUUGCUAGGUUUUUACUUUAAAGCUAUCCAUAAGUGUGCCAAUGUAGGUUAUCACGCUCCUUUUUUAACUGAAUGUUUCACGAGAUGCUGAAGCAUCAAUACACUUACAGUAUACUUCAUGUAGUGGCAUUAAGUGUCAGAAAUGUGUAGUAUACGAGUUAUCUCCACUUUUAAGUACUUUCAGCACGUUUUUACCUGAAAAUAUCACAAAGUACUUUUCAUUUGUUGUGACCUUUCUUCAUCCUUGUUGGUAGGCAGCUGGAGUAAAGCGACUUCUCUUUUGUGGGGUGGGAUGUCAAGUGCAAGGUAAUUAAAAUAUCAUAUCUUCCUAUCUCAAACAUGUUUUAGUUUUUAUUCAUUAUGACUUUCAUUUUUUAAUGCAGAGUGAUUUCUUGAACUGCAGCACUAAGAUCUGUUGAGAAACACUUGGGUUUAGAAAAGCUUUAUGUCCUUGGCACAAAUUGUGGUAAUUAAUAGUUUCAAAUUGUGCUCAUUGGUUCAAGUUGGUUAUCCUGGAGUGUUUUGCAUUUAUCAACUUAACAUAGUCUCUUGUUUGCUAAGUUGGAUUUCUCUCUGCUUUAACGCCCAGUUGAUAAUGGAACACGUGAGGGGCUGGACAAGUUUCUGAAGGCGGCUAGCCGUGAUCCAGAUACAGUUUUACAUUAUGAGUUUAUGCAAGAUUACAAGGUUUGUAAUUCCUUAUAAUCUUUGUUUUCUUGUCAAGUGUUUCGAUAAGGGCUGUACAUGACCCAAGUGCAACCAUGAUCUUAUUCCUUUGCUUUCUUUGGAAUAGUUCUAUUCAUUUUCCUCUGGGAUUGAAUAUUUGCUCCCCAACUCACCCUCUCCUUCCCUAAGUUUUCUUCAUCUAGUAGCGUUGAUUGAGGUUAUUGUAUCCAAACCUGUUGGUUCCUCACUAUCCUUGCUUCUGAGCAGGUUCUAACUUGCUUAAUAAUCGAUAUUUAUUUUAGUGUUUAUUUUGAAAGUUCUUUUCCUUAGCUAUUAUACUUCCACACUAUUAGAUGACGACUUAUCUUCUUGCUUUUGCCCUAUAAUUUUGUGUCAUGUUUUAUUUAGCUUUGUUUUACUUGAUGAGUUAUUAUUUUAUAUCAGGUCCAAUUGAAGCAUUUGGAUGGCCAUAUUGAAGAGGUAAAUUGGGUGGUAAUUUUUUCCAGGAAUAUAAUUAUUUCUUAUCAAAUGGCUCUUUUUCUAUUAAUUAUAAACUCCUUUCAAGCAGGUCCCAUAUUUCUCCCUUCCAGCAAAUGAUUUAGUAGAUGUAAUUGCGCCAUCCUGCUAUAGGUAACGGCUGUUAGAGCUUUUGUAACAACAAUUUUACAAAGAAUUGAAGUGUGGAGACAUCACCUUCAAGAAAUAAUUUUUGUUAUAUUUCUGUUCAUUCUGAAAUUAUACGUCUGUUUUAUUUAAUUAUCUUCUUUAUUAGUUCACCUUUCCUCAGUUACCGUGCCAUCUCAACAACAUUUUCAAGUCCGAUUCCACUUAUUGGCCUCUUGGGUGUUUAUUUUGGUGUUUAUGACUUGGAUGGCCCGAUGCAGCCACUAUAAAUCACCUAAUGGUUGUGUAAAAAAACCUCCUAAACCACUUCAAGAUCUGAAGGUGACCAUUCUUUGUGGAAAUCUUUCUCAAUAUCCCCCCAUAAUUCAUUAAAUACGAGCUCUUAAUGAGAAGAGGAUUAUGACUGUAUAAAGAUCACCUUCAACUACAAUCUAUAGGAAAUUUUACAAAACGAAGGCCAGUCGUUACAUUUUGUAACAACCUCAUCUACAGACCUUGUUCUUGUGAAUCUCGGCUACUCAGCAGAUACUGUCAGUUGUUCUGUUUCAUAAGUAACAUGUCUUGGUAAUGUUUCCUUCUGCUCGGAAAAAAUGCUGAAGAUCAUACUGUUUUUUUUUAUAAAUUUGCGUGGACUUUUUCGAAAUAUACACUGUAACUAGCCGUUCACAUGAAAAACGUUCAUAUAUUUCUUCAAAAGUUACCUUGGAAAUGUGGGCUGCCCUUUUUUCUCUGCUAUUAUCUGAAAUUCUGACUGCCUAGAAACCUUGCUGCUUCUACAAUGUGGCUCAUAGUGAAGCCUCUUCCUGAUGAAUUUCACCAGCUAAAUUUAUCCUACACUGUCAAAUGAAACUGUGAUUUUGUGCUUCAUGACUUUAUCUUAAGGUAUUUAAAAGGCUAACUCCAUUUUCUUCUUUUGAUACAAUUUGCAGUUGCUUCGACUACACAAAUGCACUGGCGGUGAGUUUUUCUUCUUUAAUUAUUUUGUCUUGUCCUUAUCCGUGUUUUCAGGUAUACUUUCUUUAUAGCUUUUUAAGGUUUCUUUUAUGAGGCAUUUUCUCUCAUGAAACUCAGAUGGAAUGAUUGAUCCAUGCCCAUGUUCAAUUUCUAGAAGCCCUGAUGCUUGGCAUUUUUUAUGACUUCGUACAAGAUACUUCUAACCAUGUUGCUAGACAAUUUAGUUUCUUUUCUUGUGAUAACUCAAUCUCAUGUCUAAUCUUGAGCUAUGUUGAACUGGUUUAUUGCCACCUAACCUGAUCCCAAUUAACUAUCAGGAUUUUCAUGGCCUAGAGGGACUGAUAACAUUGUAUGCCAAAGUCCAGCUUGAUGGCCUGACCUUGGCCUCUUCCUGUAGUUCAGAUGUCUUAUUCUUGCAAGUUAUCAAACACUGGUAUAGAUAAUUAUGGUAACACCCAUCUCGUAGAACGAACCAGUUUUUUCAAGUUUGAGAUGACACAAUGUGGAGGCAUGUACUUAUGGACAUGGAAGGAAUUUGAAAAUUUUGAUUUAAGGAAAUCCCUGUCAGACUAGGUUACAACUUAUUGAUUUUGGAUAAGUUGAACCUCAGCUGAAAUAUAAAAAAAUAAAAGAAAUCAGAAAAGUAUGCAAUAACUUUGACUUUAAGUAAAGACAAUGAUCAAAAACCCUCUCUAUAACCAAAAAUGGAUGUCAGCUUCUGUGCUGUUAUCAAGGAAGUUGCACAUUUGAAGAAUCUCCCGAAGCCUAGAUCAGAAAAGAAACCUGUGAAUCUAUUUAAAGUGCUCAGAAAUUGUGUCACAGAUUCUCGUUUUUUUUUAUCUUCUAUUUUUCUGUCAAUGAAGAAUCCGUAGAGAACUUCCACUUUCCUUUGCAGGUCUCACCUAAACAGUUAACUCCUAAAUUUUUUUUUCAUUUUUUUUUUUAUAGCCACCCUGUACUAAGAUGGCAUUAUCUUGGCCCAAAGCUUGGCUUAAUCGUUCAUAACUUUGUGGUUCAUCUUUUUAUUGGCGUACACCCAUUUUUACCAUUUUUUUCCUAUACAUUUGCAGGACCUUGUAGUUGGAUAUAUGGGUGUGCCAAAAUACCCUGGGUUGAGCAUGACUGAGCAUCCACAGUAUGUUACUGUCAGGUAAUAAUACUAACCAUUCAACACUCGAAUUACCGGUGAAUUGGUCUUUUCUCUUUAUACGGUUGUACCAUGACCUACCCUCGUCAAAUAGGCGUUGGUUGCCUGGCUUUCCACCACUUUCUGUGGUAAAUUUGUCAUGCUACGGAGCCGUUUAAAUGGCAGAAAUGAACGCGGACGGGAGAUGCUUAACCUGGUGAAGGAUCUCUUGGAGGUGACACCAACGAUAAGCAGAGUAUGGGGAAUGAACCCUGCAAGGCUUAAUAAUGAAGUCAUCUGAAAGGUCAGCUAACCAAGGCAUGGUUCUUAUCUUUUUUGCAGGGAAACCGCAGAACAUUGGUGAUGGAGACUGUUAAAGCUGAUGAUCAAGCUAAGUCAGGUACCAUGUUUCAUUUUUAUAAAUUAUGAUGUCGGACCCUAAACGUCUCCAAUAAGAUCUUGGUCUUAAAUUUCUUGAUGACAAUUUUUGUCUUGUUGAGUUAUCUUGACUGAUAUGUAUCCCUCAAGAAAUGAUCUCUUGCUGCCACCGCCUAAGCCUGCUCCUGUAAACCUGGGUCGACAAGGGUUUGUGUAGAAUUCCUUGAGCUUUGAUGGACGAUUUAGUUGAUAUCCAUCCCCCCUAUUAUCAUGCCAAAGAUCUUGCCUCCUGCUGCAAGAGGGAUGAUGAAAACCUAGUCUGAGAAUGGGAGCAUGGAAACCGAAAAUGAAAAUGUCAGCGAGGAGCUGUAGGAGAGGAGAAAUGAGGAAAUCCGUAUCCUUAUCAGGAAAAGAGAAUAUCCAGUAAAUGAAGCAUAAAGGUUGAUUAUCUUGAAUGUUUCCCAAGAUACUAAUGUGCUACAUAUUAAUACUCAAAUGUAAUAAGUAAUAUGUUUGCUGAUGUAUCUUGUUCGAAUGUCUGUCAUUGCCAUUGAUUUAGCUAGCUUUAGUUAGAUGGUUGAUUGAUGAAGAUAAGAAUUUCUGAAUCAGCAGGGACUUAAUGUUCUGUACUCUGGCUAACGUGUGAUUCCUCUUCUCAGGGAAAGGUCCUGCUCAGCCUGCUCCUAAGUUUGUUGGCAAUAUUAUUGCUUUCCUCCUAAACUUGGUAGGUGAUGAGUUUUAUGAUCUCUCUCUCUCUCUCUCUCUCUCUCUCUCUCUCUCUCUCUCUCUCUCUCGUUCGCUCUCUCUGCUCACUCCUCCCCUCCCCUCACGAAAUAACUGUGCUUAUCUGGUCCAUAAAGAAAUAUGCUCGUUCUCUCUUUCUGUCUGAAGGGUAUUGGGAAGUUUACUGAUUCUCGCUGGUUCCUCACAGAUUGGUCCGAAAGGUCUGGAAUUCGCUCGGUACUCCUUGGAUUAUCACACGAUAAGGAAUUACUUGCACGUAUACCGUUUCUGGGGCAAACAAAGGUACGCUCGGUGCGAUCAAAGUUUCAGGGUGACCUCUAUUGGGCAAAUUCCUCUCUCAUUCCUCUUGAUUUCGAUGCAGAGCUGACCGGCACAUGCCCUCCUAUGCAAAGAAGAUUGUGGAGGCAUACAAUGUCAACGGAGAGGUCGACAGGAUUCUGGAGCAAGACUGA
Molecule: messenger RNA, 8508 nt
Organism: Spirodela intermedia
Lineage: Eukaryota; Viridiplantae; Streptophyta; Magnoliopsida; Alismatales; Araceae
Source: the annotation of a GenBank genome assembly